Molecule: messenger RNA, 3576 nt
Organism: Biomphalaria glabrata
Lineage: Eukaryota; Metazoa; Mollusca; Gastropoda; Planorbidae
Product: A disintegrin and metalloproteinase with thrombospondin motifs adt-1-like
Exons: 3
Coding region: 273-2129 (618 amino acids)
Source: RefSeq, a predicted model, not a curated record
ACUUCCUGAUUGGUUGGAAACGCCUCUUUAUCCAUAAAAAGGUGAUGUAGCUUUCCAUUGGAACAGUGAAGUCACCACAUCUUUUGUAGACUUAGUCGUUGCCGCGCUUUUCAUUUGAAACCUAGGGAGAGAGAAGUGGAAAACUGGAUACAAUCACUAGAUCAUUACAAAGCAAUAGUAAAGAUCAAAAAGUUUAGUUAUACUUUUUAAAUUUCGUUAUUUCAACUGAUCAGAAGUUCUCAGAACUAAAAUCAGAAGUUCUCAGAACUAAAAUGACUUUGUUGAUUUGGAAACCUGAAGCACGGACAUACAGUUUUCUCCUCCUGGUUAUUACUUUCUGUGCAGUGGUGACAUGGUGGCAGGUCAACGCUUCAGCCGUUUUAGCCAACAGUAGUUUGGGGGAGGAAUUUCUGACUCAUCUAGACCUGGACCAGAAUUAUAUGAAAAGCAUGCACAAACUUUUGGAAGAAGAUACAGGUUUACAAGAGGAUCAAUCAAGGGGAUUUAGAGAACCACCUUUGAUGGACAAAGGAGGCAUGCUUCUACGUUUUGAGGAUGAGUCCACAUCAUGGACUGACUGGGCACCAGCUCAAUCUAACAUAUGGACUGAGUGGACCGACUGGACAAACUGCGUUCAGGGGUAUCGUCGUCGCUCUCGCAGCUGUCGUGCUGCUCAGUGUUCCGGUCAGCGCACAGAGUCUGUUUCCUGUGACACGUCAUCGUCAAAUAGCGAUCGCACAUUUUGGUCUGAAUGGGCCGGUUGGUCGUCAUGCAUUAAUGGGCAACAAACCAGAGUUCGGCAGUGCAGGAGCGACAAUAAUGAUUGCAACGGUGAGCCCACAGAAAGCAGGCCUUGCGACAGGCAGAUGUCGUGGUCAAACUGGGAGACCUGGACAGGUUGUCAGAAUGGUCAAUCAGGGAGCACGCAAACGCGGCAGCGAAAUUGUUUGGGUGGCUCUUCCUGUGACGGAUUCAGCCGACAAUCCCGGCCUUGCUCUACUCAGACUGAAACCUCAAUAUGGUCCCCUUGGGGCACUUGGUCAGCCUGCGACCAGGGCAAGAGGUUUAGAACAAGAUCUUGUCAGGGGUCUUCCGGCUGUGUCGGCCUAGCAUUUGAAACAUCGUCCUGCCUUAAUCCUGAUGAUCGUCAGCAGUGGUCAUCUUGGAGCAGCUGGAGUACUUCCAGCACAUGGGGAAGCUGGAGUGAGUGGUCUAAUUGCAAUAACGGCUAUCAGCUGCGACAGAGAACUUGUACUUCUGCGAACCAGUGUAGUGGCUCAAGGCAAGAAACUAAAUCCUGUACUGGUCCAGCUACUGUUCCAUCGACAAAUGUUGGCUAUUGGGGGGCAUGGUCAUCUUGCAAUGGAGGAUAUCAAAUCCGCUACUUCACGUGCACAAGUGGACCAGAGCAAUGCGGCACUACGACAUCAGAAAGCAGAGCUUGUAAUACAGACGAGCGAGUGAACACGCUGCCACCCACUCGGUCAUCUUGGACCCAGCAGACACAACGACCGCAAACAACAUGGGUUCAGUGGUCAUCGAAGAGUACACAGUCUAGGGUUCGUCCAUCUCAAGCACAGUGGAGCUCCUGGUCGUCUUGGUCUGAGCAAAAUACCAACACCAGAACUCGACCAUCUCAACAACAGUGGGGCUCGUGGUCAUCUCAGUCUGAGCAAAACACGGAUACCAGAACUCGACCAUCUCAACAACAGAGGGGCUCGUGGUCAUCUCAGUCUGAGCAAAACACGGAUACCAGGACUCGACCAUCUCAACAACAGUGGGGAUCGUGGUCAUCUUGGUCUGCACAAGGCACCGACACCAGGGCCCGUUUGUCACAGCCGCAGUGGGGCUCGUGGUCAUCUUGGUCAAGCUGUGACCAAGGUUUAAGAAGGCGUGUCCGUACCUGCAUAACUGGUCAGUGUAACGGUAACAACUCUGAAACAUUGCCAUGUUAUUUGCAAGUUCAGCCGAUGCCCCUUGACCCAGGAAACGAUGAUCAGAGAGACAACAUCAGUGGUCAGCAAAGAACCAACAAUCAAGGUGACCCUAGAAAAGGUGGACACAGAGACAAUAACAGCGGAGAUCUUACUUAUCAUAAACCUAUUGAAUGGAUACACAAGAAGGAAUAGCUUCUAGAACAUUAACGUUUUCAACACAACAUAAAUCACGUGACUAUUUCCUUGUAUUUGAAUGCCCAGUUUCAAAAAGAGGUGUAAACUAUUGAAUCAAUGGUCUGUACUCAAGCUGGGUGCUGCAGUACUUCAUUGACAAUAUUUCAAUGUAUUUGUACAAAACAAUAUUCAUUACGAGAAAUCUCCAGUUUGAAUUGAGUCAUUCAUCUCCUGGUACUUUCCUUGUAUUCACUUACGUCCAGUGAACCGAAAAGUUAUGUUAUUUUUUUUAAAACUUAUCCAGUCCUAGUCAACAAUAAAUACACUUUACAAUAGUGUCUUAUUUCGUAAUGUCAUUCAAAAAUAGGUUUAAUGGAAAACAAAAUGGCUUAUGUGAUAGCAUGUUGAAGGAAUGAAUAAAUUAGGCUUAUAUUUUCUUUGAAUACACUGUAAUGGUGUUCAGGCAAAGUUCUAGAAGAAAUAAAUAAAUAUUUUAAAUAUAAAUUUGCCUUCAUUCUAAAUUUACCUUCAUUCUUGCAAAACGAUUAUUGCUUUAUAAAAAAAAAACCCAUUGUAUUGCCUGUUAAGCUUUUAAUUAAUGCCCAAUCACCUGAUUAGAUUCAAAUAUAUUGUAUGUUUAUUGUUUCUUAUACUGUCUCUGAUGUCCACUCUCUACAUAUAACAUUUUGAAAAGCUAGCCUCCUACUGUAAUUACGCUAAACAUUAGCAUUGAAUUUAUUGCUAAUACAUUACGUUCUUAUGAGAUUCGUGUCCUGCAGUUUGAGUGUCAUAAAUUUCUUGUAUUUUUAGACGGUCGACUGUAAUUUUCUGCCAAAAAUGGACAUGCCUUAACCCUGAUGUGCGUUGUUCUCUAUGUAUCAAUAACAUGGUGUGACAGACUAUAGAAAGUCCACUGGAUAACAUACAACAUUGCUAUUGAAGUAAUUAUACCCAGGAGAGUGUCAGCGUAAAUAUCAAAUCCAUAUCUGCUUGGAAAAGGCAGUCUUUUCUUUUUUCUUUCUUUCUAUCCACGCGAGACCGGAUUUCAAGGGAAAUGACUCUCAUAAAUUAGACUUUCGCGUUUUAGUUCGUCUGAAGUUGCGUGUCCUGGCGUCUAAAUUACUUAUCUAUUGCGAAUGAAGUUGAAUAUCAACCCGCUAGGCGGGAAACUUAAGAGAUUUUUAGUUGAAGUCUGGAUUUAUUAGUUCAAUAACGUGUAUUGUCAUGAAAUAACACAGAUGAGCUUUUUUUUCAGUAACAUUUGUCACUGAAUAGCCCUACAUGAUAUUUCUUCUUCAUAAUUCUAGCAUUUUCAACUAUGGCAAAUAUCCGGCUACUUGCUCUAUAGACGUCUGUUAAUUAAGUGAACUUAAUUGAGACGGCAAAGAGGCCUAGUGUUGUUAUUUUAUUUGUUUGAAUCAUAAUGUCACAUUAAAAGCUUGAAAAAACGAUGGUAAAUUUUUAA